CAGAGGUGGGCAACGUCACGACUGACGCCCUGGGGGAAUGUGCGUCAUGGGCUGACUUCUAAGGGGACUUAGUGACCCGGUGGCGGUGGUGGUGGUGGUGAUAGGACUUAGUGACCCUACUUUUUGUAAAGCCCUCUUCCAGCCAACCACAGGCCUGAUUUAACUUCGAAAUGUGAAAUUAUGCGGAAAAGAAGAAGUUGUGACAUGUUGUGGUGGAGGUUGAAGAAGAAGAAGUAGUCACACUCUCGUAGCAGCACGAGCGAGUGAUAUUCUCUUUCGAAGAGGUAGAAUUUCGCCAGUUGUGACGCAAGGUGCAUCGCAUAGUAUUCAGUACGAUGGGCAUGAUGGAAGCCACUGAUAUCGAGGAGAAACGGAACCCCCGACGAAAGAAAAGUCGCGAUUUAUCGCAGAAACGCUCGAAAGCAAGCACGAUUUCGAAGACCAGCGUUGAGGAACCAUCCACGAAGCCGUCAAUGGUAUCCAGGAAGAGAGCUUCCAUCUCAUGUCAGCCACAACAAACCAAGAAAGAAAUCACCAAGAAAUCUGACGACGAGAAAUCCGAUCUUGGGAGUUCCAUAGACGCGACGAGAACCUCUAGGAAGUUCCUAUCGUGGAAGUACACGGUGUCCAUGCAAACGCUUUCUGAAAAAUCGUGCGUAUAUCAUGAUUCAGAGAGAGAGAGCCCGAAGUCCACCAAUACGCUGGUAAUAACCGUCGUAUCCGUCGUCUUAAUUCUGGUUGUCACCGCCGCAGGAGCCUUCUGGAUUUACAAGCAUUACAAGGACAAGCUGAGACAACGCAAGGUGAUAGAAUGCACAACAACGGAAUGUAAAUUAAUCCAGCGCCAACUUAACAACGAAUUGGACAAGAAAAUUCACCCUUGUGAUGAUUUUUAUAGCUACGUGUGCAGCAAGUGGAUCAAACGAGAAUCAGGGGGAUUUUUACACGAUGUCAUCGAUAUUUACACUCAUUCCCUGAUAAAGGCUCUCACGUCUCCGGAGUCAAGCCAUCCUGACAGAUUCGGCUUACACGUAAUGGCCAAACUGUAUCAAGCCUGCCGCGAUUACGCGACUAGCAGCGGAGGAACUUUCAAGGACGCAAUAGGACAAGUCAUCGAACUGCUGAAUUUUAGGACCAUUUUGAAACGGCAACAACACAUUUUCGUAUUUCUGCUCGAAAUGUCAUUAACCAAGAAUAUACACUCAACAUUCACGGUUCGAUUUCAUCGCAGUGAGAAGUCUAAAUACUUGCGGUUCGACCUCGGAUACUCCAUUCGUUCCAAGAUGUAUGGAGUCGUGGAUGCGGACACCAGUAGAGCUUCGGAAACUGAGAAAUCGAUGACAUUUAUGACAACGCAGUUUCUGAAUGAUUCUCGUAUCAGCUCUGACAUCGAUGCAGCCACUAUAUUAAGCCUGGAUGCCAAGAUUCACAAGUUGCUCAGUGCGAAGGCCUGGGUGACGCAGCUGACGUUCAACUCAGUUGCGCGCUUGACGUCACGCAAGACCAUAGGGCAGAUCAUAGAGGUCGUUAACAAGAAUGCACCACCCGGUUUCAGAGUCGACUUUGGAAGCCAGAUUGAAAUCGCUGGACUUCGGUCUCUGAUGGAUAUUCGCAGGAUCCUCUCAAAUGGAUCUGAGGGUCUGCGGGACAUGUACCACUUGGUGAACAUCGCAGCCGAUCUCCUCCGAUUCACGGCGCACAGAAACCUUGCCAGGAUUCCGUUUGUCUGCCUUCGUGCCACGAGGAUUGCCCUCACCAACACCUGGCAAUUUGUGGUUGCCCGAUCCACAGACCAUCUAAGUAGCGGAACAGUAGCCAAGGAACUGGUCGCACGUGUCAGGGACAUGGUUACGGCUGGCAGUACGUUCGGCGUGUUUAACGAAGACGAACGACAAGGUGGUCAAGAAAUCUUGCAGAGUACAACAGCGAUUACCUACGAUGGUUCAGAAGUGGAAAUGCUAGAUGAGCAUACCGAUUAUACUUCGUGGAAGCUCGAAGGAAAACAUCUGUUCUCGGUUUAUGUAGAAGCGGGACAAAAGGAAAAGGUGAUGCUCCGCAAGUCGUUUUCUUUGACGAGUAUCAUUAAGGCUAGCGAGAGCCAGUUAAAACAUGAUCUAAGGUUCCACGAAGCGGAGAGACUCCUUACAAUCCCCACGGCGUAUCAAAACCCUCCCGUUCUUUUCGAGCAGUCAGACGAAAUUCCGCUUUACAUCAACGUGGCGACACUCGGAGUCGAGAUCGCCAAGGAAAUGGUACGUGCUUUGACUGUGCCGUUCAGAAGUUCGAGCACGUCAAUUAACACCCUUCAUGGGUCUCUUACAUGCCUGAAGAAAGUCGGUGUAGCGCAUGGUCUAAAUUUGACAGGGAUCACCGGAGCCGACCUGUGGGAGGCAGACGCAGUUCUGUGGUACUAUGCUCUUCGCAGCGUGUACGAAGGCCUCCAGGAUUUGGUCAUCAACGUGGGAGAGUCUACAAGUGGCGACAUCUGGAAGGAAACACAGCAUUAUCUUUUCAUCCGCUUCUGUAUGCUAUCGUGUACGCCACGGGAAGAAGACUCCAAGGGGAUUCCUGAGGUAUUCAAAGAGCGCUGCCUCGUCCCACUUCUUAGUAUCCCGGAUUUCGCAGAUGCCUUCGGUUGCACUGAGAGAGAGACUUUCAGAAGUGACACCUGUGUUUCUCACCAGAAGUAAAUAGUUCUCACAUGUAAAUAGUUAGGACAGAUAGAUCGUUCACUAUACAAGUGCUUGAUCGAAAUACUGUGGACGUCCUGUAUUAUUAGUCACUGUAAUUGUAAAUGGCGAAUAAUGUCCCAAAUGUGUGACGUACAUUUUUAACUGCCUAUACGUAAGGGCUGCUAUGCUGAAUAUGGUUACAGCUUGUGUCGAGAAGUACGACACCAAUAAAGGUACAAGAACAUCA
This is a messenger RNA of Ornithodoros turicata, 2919 nucleotides long. RefSeq lists its product as uncharacterized. Gene Ontology annotation, cellular component: plasma membrane. The record is from RefSeq and is a predicted model, not a curated record. The transcript has 2 exons. Gene Ontology annotation, biological process: protein processing. Gene Ontology annotation, molecular function: metalloendopeptidase activity. NCBI's taxonomy places the organism in Eukaryota, Metazoa, Arthropoda, Arachnida, Ixodida, Argasidae. Bases 336 to 2690 code for a protein of 784 amino acids.